UUCCCUGAAUUACCACAGUAAGAGCAAAUCGCGAGCAAAGGAACAAGCGUACACAGUGAUCGAAAAGGACGUGUUUGGUCAGAAAAAGCUGACUGAAUCACAUCAUGGCGAAAAGCACGACUCAAACCGUUUAUCUUUUUAACUGCGAUAAAACGUUUAAACUGGAUUCAGUGGAAACGCUUUUACUCGAAGUGAACGGUAAAUGCAAUUUCAAGGUUGAAAAGUUACAUUUUCGUCUGAAUCAAAUGGGGGAACUUUGUAAAACCACUAUUCCUCGUUUACAAAUGGAUUUUGCGGUUUUUGUGGUUCAUGCACAUGAAUCUCGUUUGUCGAUCAACGAGGACAACGCCGGAAUUGGUUACGCGAAGAUUUACAGGGCUUUGUUAGGCGCCACUGGGGAUAAAGUAUUAAUAGUCAUUGGUGGCGAUGACAACUACAAAGAUGAAGAAGAAAAAGCCAAGUCUGUGAUCUCACGUUGGGCGCUUAGAAAAGUAGCUUCGCAGUUCCGUGAGGAGUAUCUUAAUGGCAGGAAAAGCUUCAUUUUCUCAUGGAGCGAUAGACACCGAGCAAUUCACGUGGAAGCACUGUUGCAUUUUUUGGAUACCACCAAGAGUGGGCAGAAGUUUGAAUAUAUACCAACAUCAGAACCUGUUACUUCGGCUUCAGAGACGACUGUUGAGAGAGAAAGAGAAGAUUCUCCGAAAAAGCCUGAGCAUGAUGAACGAAAUGGAUCCUAUGGACAAAAUUAUCAGAAAGGGACAAGUCAAAAUGAAGUAUCUGGUGGGAGAGAACCAGAUAAAGCUACCUGUGACUACCCAGCUGGAAUGGUGCUCUUGGAAACUUGCAUGCGUUAUGGAAAGAUUUCUUAUCAGCCUCUGGACGUUGUGCAGUGGAAGAAAAGUUGGCGGCCUUCGACCCAACACGAAUCAGACGUCAUGGAACGCCAUAAGCAGACACCGAAGGCUACAGUUAGGUUUAUUAGUGAUGGAAAUGCAGCAGUUAGAUGCGUUGUUAAGGACGUGACGCCUGUUUGGAGCAGGUUUUGGUAUUCUCUUAGGCCGUAUCUUUAUUGCAUAUUUUUCAUCUGUGGUUUCUGGGGCAUAAGUCGUUGUAUCAGAGCACUGCGGCCGCGAGUUUGCUUUUUUCUAUGGCUAAACAACCAAAAAGAGAGUAAAAAGUGACUUAAGCAUAUACAAUAUAUAAUGAUGCUCAAAGAAAUGUAUAAAUGUUUUGGGACUGGUCAGAGGAAUCUGACUUUUUCUGAAAAAAUACCGUUGUCAUUCUCACCUCUGUUUCAUCAGUAAAGUUCCACCAGAUUAUCGUCAAUUGCAGGCCUAGGCUAUGCAUAAAGCGAUAAGAGGAUUAUUAUUUCCUAGAGGACUAGACUGACACAUGAGACCUUAUACAAUAAAUGGUUUGAAGCUAGGAGUUGAUCUUUUACCUGAGAUUAGUACUAUUAAAAGACUUUCGUUGAUACUACAGCCAGCUUGGACAGAAGUAAUGAUCAGAUUCCGGAUGAUGAAUUUUCGAAAAUAAAAGGAAACAGAAAGGUAGUACAUCAUCAGAGUGUAAUGACCUCCGUCAUUAUUGGAACCUUUUCCAUUUUCCAUCCCGUUUUCUUGAUGUUUAUCUACAUUUGAUUCACUCAAGCUGACAUGAUUCUUUGUGGAAUGUGCUCUUUUAGACAGUUUCAUCGACGAACUAGUGAUAACUUUAAAGAGUUACGUUAUGCACAAUAAAUUCACCCGUUUUGUGUGACAUGAAAAAUAA
Pocillopora verrucosa is the source of this 1770-nucleotide messenger RNA. RefSeq lists its product as uncharacterized. Lineage: Eukaryota; Metazoa; Cnidaria; Anthozoa; Scleractinia; Pocilloporidae. The record is from RefSeq and is a predicted model, not a curated record.